Messenger RNA from Doryrhamphus excisus (bluestripe pipefish), 3125 nucleotides. RefSeq names its product tubulin, beta 1 class VI (gene tubb1). Gene Ontology annotation, biological process: microtubule-based process. Gene Ontology annotation, cellular component: microtubule. NCBI's taxonomy places the organism in Eukaryota, Metazoa, Chordata, Actinopteri, Syngnathiformes, Syngnathidae. Gene Ontology annotation, molecular function: GTP binding; GTPase activity; structural constituent of cytoskeleton. The record is from RefSeq and is a predicted model, not a curated record.
GGAGCUUUGCAGCGUAGAUAUCAGAGGCUUCCACCUGCUUCCCUCAUUGUACUUUACGCAUCUCGUCAUCAUGCGUGAAAUUGUACAUCUGCAAAUUGGACAAUGUGGAAACCAAAUCGGCUCAAAGUUCUGGGAAGUGAUCACAGACGAGCAUGGCAUCAGCCCAACCGGCAUCUACGAUGGAGAUAACAACAUUCAACUGGAGAGGGUCAAUGUCUACUUCAAUGAAGCACAUGGUCAGCCACUUUUGCUUAUAGUAGAGUCCAAGUUAUUAACAAUAUUAAGAAAUGCUAAAGAAAUGUCCAUUGUGUAUCCAGGUGGUAAAUAUGUACCCAGGUCACUGCUGGUGGACCUAGAGCCUGGCACCAUGGACAGCAUCAGGGGAAGCCGCAUUGGUGCGCUUUUUAGGCCAGACAACUUCAUCCACGGCAACUCCGGUGCUGGCAAUAACUGGGCGAAGGGCCACUACACAGAAGGAGCCGAGCUGAUAGAACAGGUGAUUGAUCGAGUGAGGAACGAAAGCGAGAGCUGUGACUGCCUGCAAGGCUUCCAGCUGGUCCACUCCCUCGGUGGCGGCACCGGCUCCGGUAUGGGAACCCUCAUGAUCAACAAGAUCCGAGAGGAGUACCCUGACCGGAUCAUGGCCAGCUUCAGUGUCAUGCCCUCCCCUAAGGUCUCAGACACGGUGGUGGAGCCCUACAACGCCACCCUGUCGGUCCAUCAGCUCCUGGAGAGCACAGACGAGACCUUCUGCAUUGACAAUGAGGCAUUGUACGAUAUAUGCUUCCGUACGCUUAAACUGACCACGCCCACAUACGGGGACCUCAACCACUUGGUGUCCUUGACCAUGAGCGGUGUUACCACGUCACUGAGGUUCCCUGGGCAGCUCAACGCAGACCUGAGAAAGCUAGCGGUCAACAUGGUACCGUUCCCCCGUCUCCACUUCUUCAUGCCAGGCUUUGCCCCGCUAACGGCCCGCGGAAGUCAGCAGUACCGAGCCCUCACAGUGCCUGAGCUCACUCAGCAGAUGUUUGACGCCCGUAACAUGAUGACGGCCUGCGACCCCAGAAGGGGCCGCUAUCUCACUGUCGCCGGUGUCUUUCGUGGGCGGAUGUCCACCAAGGAGGUGGAUGAACAAAUGCUGUCCAUCCAGCAGAAAAACAGCAAUUACUUUGUAGACUGGAUCCCUCACAACGUCAAGGUCGCCGUAUGUGACGUGCCGCCCCGAGGCCUGAAACUGGCCUCCACUUUCAUCGGCAACAACACAGCCAUCCAGGAGAUAUUCAGUCGAAUAGGUGAUCAGUUCUCCCUGAUGUUCAAACGCAAGGCCUUCCUCCACUGGUACAUUGGCGAGGGAAUGGACGAGUUGGAGUUCACCGAGGCCGAGAGCAACCUUAACGACCUGGUGUCAGAAUACCAGCAGUACCAAGACGCCACAGCUGAUUUGGAGUCAGAAUUGGAAGACGAAGAGGAGGAAGCGCCCUUGAAGGCCGUGGCCACAGUGGUUCAGUCUCGGAUGGAAGUUCAAAUGGAAACAGUGACAGAAACAAGUAGAGAAACUGACGAUUAAGGAAAGACUGUGGGUACGUGGUCUGGUUAAGUAUAAAGAUCUUUAUAACAAUGUACUUAUAGUGUGUGAUGUACUUUGACAAUAAACACCACACACUUAACCAUCUGUCCACCAAUUAUUAAGAGGCUAGUCCCAAAUACCAACCAACGUGACUUGAUGUAGUACCAGCAUUGGCCUGUGAGAGGCAACAAUGUGCCUCAGUGGACCCAGACUGCCAGAGACUAAAACUGAAGAAGCGAUUAGGCUAGCUGUAAGCUUACCUGGCAACUCCAUUGUGGUCUCUUCUCUUCAUUGGAUGAUUUGUAGGAAAGGAAUCGGGACCAAAAUUGCCUAUAUUAUCUUUAAAUAUGUAUGCCGCUUUAGAAAAAUAACUAAUAUAUAUUAUACGAUUAGUCCAGGGUGUACCCUGCCUCUUUGCCAAAGACAGCUGGGAUAGGCUCCAGCAUACCCACGACCCUAAUGAGCAUAAGCGGCAUACAAAAUAGAUAGAUGGAAUAUAUAUUAUAUAUGUCUAUCAAAAAAUGCUACUACAUGGUGCUGUGGAAUAUGAAUAUAAUUAUACUUUGGUUGCAUGGAUUGUAUGCUUGUAAGAUACCUUCAUAGCCAUAUAGGAUUCAAAUGAAUGGAGGGGUAUUUUUGGCUGUAUAUAUAUGCAUUACUGUCUUUGUUUGAAUUCAUCUGCAUUUAAUUCGAUUGUGUUUAAAAUGUUUCUGAAGACCCAUUAUGUAAUUACAUAUAUAAUCAUAUAAUGAAAAAAGUUUUAAUAUUGCUACAAUGAAGUUGCAUUUUUGCUAAAAAAAAAAAAAAAGUUGUAAAAUAUUUUUAUAUAUUCUACAAUAUAUAAGAUAUUCUGUGUUGUAUUUUUUAUUCUUCCAGUAUUGUUUUUCCAGUGAAUCCUCAACAGAAUUCGAUUACAAUAACUAAAAGAUAUUUUUAGUGUAACAGGACUCUAGGACUAACUCGAGUGAUGGACUGUAUUGGAGCUGAUAGUGUGUUCUGGCUGUCUGUCAUGUCACUCCGUUUCCUCCCACUGAGAGAAGUGGUCUGGGACUUUGAGAUUAAACAUCAUAUUGCCUUCAGUGUCUGUGCCAUGUUGAUAAGCUUGAAUAGUUUGAAUAGUUGGUGCAAAUGUUCCUGCAAUAAAGUUGUCUAGAUUCUUAUAUUUUUUUUUUAUUGUGCUGUGGUUAAUAAUAUCCAAAAAGACUACACAAAUUGUGAAUACAAAGAAAAAAAGUGCAGGCUUAGCUCAAAAAUAAGGUUUUGCAUUGGAAUUAGGACUCUUAAUGAUAAGGAUUGCCACUUUCUACUGAGGACAACAAGGACACAAAGUCCUUAGUGACAAGGACAAUGGCCCACUCAAUAGAAAUCCACACAUAAUUUAAGCAUCGGAAUAAUCAGUUAAUAUUUGGUCACACUGAAAAGCUGGAAAUAUGAAAUAUUUACAAAAUAUUUAUAUAUUUUGUAAUUGCCUUGAAUAUGUAAUUCAAGGCAAUCACUAUUUAUUGUACUUUUAGAAAUAAUACACCUAUCACAUGCACUGAUUGUGUAAACUUGA